Molecule: messenger RNA, 928 nt
Organism: Wasmannia auropunctata (little fire ant)
Lineage: Eukaryota; Metazoa; Arthropoda; Insecta; Hymenoptera; Formicidae
Product: probable histone-lysine N-methyltransferase set-23
Exons: 1
Coding region: 23-787 (254 amino acids)
Cellular component (GO): nucleus
Molecular function (GO): protein binding; histone H3K9 methyltransferase activity; zinc ion binding
Source: RefSeq, a predicted model, not a curated record
UUAUUAACACGCUACGGUAAGCAUGGAGGCGAGUGCUUCCGCCGACGAGUACGAACACGCUGUAGCGAACGUUAUGUACGUAGUGAGUAACAUACCAGGGCCUGGGAUAGACGUGGCGGACUUUGAGGCAGAAUACACCGUAGGCUGUGGGUGUGUGCCUGAAUGCUCCGAUUGCUCGUGUACAGGCGGUUCCGCUAAUUAUUCUAACGGUCGAAUUGUCGACGAGAAAUUAAUCGGUCCGAUAGCCGAAUGCCACGCUCGUUGCAAGUGCGAGCCGAACUGCGGUAACAGAUUAGUGCAGAACGGCCCGUUGAGGUGUUUGACUGUCAGAGAGGCCGCCGACAAAGGUCUCGGCCUUUUCACGAGUAAGCUAAUAAAGAAGCAUCAAUUUAUUUGCGAAUACGCCGGCGAGGUGAUAGGUCUGCAGGAAGCCCGGCGCAGAAUCGAAGCGAAUAAACGAUGUAACGCGAUGAAUUACGUUCUCGUGGUGUCGGAACACGCUGGCGAUCGUGUUGUCGUCACCUGUAUAGAUCCGAAGUAUUUCGGCAAUAUCGGGCGCUACGCCAAUCACAGCUGUGAUCCGAACGCGGUCCUUAUCCCGAUCAGGGUGGAGGGAAUCGUGCCUCGACUGUGCUUGUUCGCGUCGAGAGACGUGGCGAUGGGAGAGGAAGUGACUUUUGACUAUGCUGGUAGUGCGAUGGCCAAUUCCGUCCGUUGUCUCAGCGAUACUGCCUGUCUUUGUGGUUCCAGCAAUUGUCGGCGUUAUUUACCGCAUAAUCGGAUUUAAUUAGGCGUGAGAUUUCCUGCAAUAUAUUGUACAAUGUGUAUUGCAAAAAUUACAACAGAUUCGAAGUUAAUCACAUGGAUUUGAUAUAAGCCAGAAACAAAAAUUAUAAAACUAUGUGUCUUGAAACUUGAUAUCAUAUGA